GUUUUUGCAGAGACAAGUGAAGAUGCCGACAGGCGUGAGAGACGACGUGAUUGUGGAAGACGUGGACAUGGACGAUUCCCAAUAUGACGACUCCAUCAAGGACGUUGAUGUGGUUGGAUUAGAUGCAGAAGUUGAAACGUUCCUGCUGCAAGUGAAGCUCCAGAUGGACGAACGCGACGCCGCGGGUGUGACGAUGGUCUUUGAAUCGUUCACGUCCGUCCUCGUGCAAUGUUUUGUCCCGCUUCUCGAGCAAAGUUCCAUGCUUCCGAUAGUGCCAAUGGUCCAUCUACGAGUUGCCGAGUUGGAUCAUGCGUACUUGGUGGAAGUGCUGUCCAAUACCCAUAUAUAUGUCCCUCACGAACUCAUCACGAAAUCCACCACGGGGUCGACAUCGACAUAUCAUGUGAACCUACCCCUUCUGCAGACGCCGUUGAAGCAAGACUUUGUCCGCGUGGCGCCCAAGCUCGUCACCGAGUUCAUCAAGCAAAUGCACAGCUUUGACCCGCAACCGCCGCCACCACCAAUUCCGAGUGCCGCUCAGUCUCCUCCCUCCCGACGACGACCUUCUCCUGCCGUAGUUCUUCCAUCCGACUGCACGCUUUUUCCUCUCGCGCAUGUCCCCGGCACGCUGUUUCACGGGAACGACGUCACGGGCGCCGUCGUCACGGCCAUUCUCGUGGGUGUCACCCCCUCGUCCUUGUAUAUCCUGCAUCCCGGCCCCACUCAUCAUCAACACGACCUGGCCGCGGUGCACCAAGUAAUCCCCCUCAAGGAUAUUGCGCGGGUCGUCCUCAAGCGCGGGGCAAACCAGUCGUUCGUCUUGCAUUUCAAAGCCCCCGGCACCCCAUGCAAGCCUAUUUUUUCUCAAAACAGCGAGCGCAUCGUGGCCACGGUCGAAGCGAACAUGGAGAAUCACAACUCGACCAAGCGGCGCUUGGAGCAAUCGGCCCGUGAGCACGACGACCCCCGACGGCCCCGCCUCGCCAAGCGAUCCAGUGGCUUUGACAUGUCAUCCUUCUUUUCCAACGUGGAAAAGGUCACCAAAGAGGUAUGUAUCGGACACGAUCGAUGACAUUGAGAUCGGUUUGUGUGUUUGGUUAUGUAGAUGUCGCAAAAGGUGGUGGGUAGUUUCAAUGAAGUGUCCAAGCUGCUCAGUGGCGAAGCGCCGCCGCUCACGCUCGUCGCCAUCUCGCAAAUGGAAGCUCAUUUCUUCCGACGACCGAGUCCAGCGCAGCUGUUUGCCAUCACCGAAGGCUACAAGACGGUUGUCCAGCUCCAUGCCCGGCAAAAAGUGGAUGCAAGCGACGACGUGGCCGACCAAGCAGAAACGAAUCUGCUGACGUUUGUGCGCCAACCUCAAGUGCAGCGAGUGCUCCAUUCGACAACAUAAAUCUAUUUUUGAGAUAACUUAGUACGCCGCCGUAUAGUCUAACUUUGGAAAAUACACUUUGAACGUCGUGCUUAGUGGUUGCUGUAAAACUGUGUGGUUGACAGGAGCUUGUGGUUUCCGUGACUGCUUGAGCUGGUCCAAUUUGCCCUUGACAAAUAGCGCCGACCACCACUGGUUGAUUGACACAAUCCGUUCGUGCUGCACGGACGCGGCGCCGACGGAUGCCGAGGCGCGGCGGAGGGGAGGGCUCCAUGAUGUCGUACGGUCGUCCUCCUGCAUAUAUUGCAUAGUAUUUGUGACGGCAGAUGGGGCGUUUCGAAAUGACCACUACUGUGCCACCCACAACAAACAUAUCUGACCCCAACAAACGGCCAUGAAUCUAUAUUUAGCUCAUAGAUUGAA
Molecule: messenger RNA, 1792 nt
Organism: Aphanomyces astaci
Lineage: Eukaryota; Oomycota; Saprolegniomycetes; Saprolegniales; Verrucalvaceae
Exons: 5
Coding region: 23-1072 (349 amino acids)
Source: RefSeq, a predicted model, not a curated record